AAUUAGGUAAGUGGACAUUGUUUUUAUUAAUUGGCGAACAAGUGAAACGAGUUAGGAGAAAGUCGAUAUUAACCUCCGCAAUGUCUAACGCAUCCGAUAAUGUGUUACCUGCAACCGGUUACUUCAAAGACAAGGGUUUCUUUAAAAAAAAAAUUAUAUUACUCAUUUCAUCUACACGUGAUCACACAAACAAUUGUUAUGAUAGUAUAAAAGUGUGAUGUAUUUGUCGAGUAUUUGUCCUCUCCUCGACAAACAGGUAUGCUUCCCAUAAGUGUAGAGGAUAAUGGCUGGAGUUUUGAGGUUGCAAACCGGCAAUAAAUACAGGGCAACAUAAGAAGGCGAAGAUUUGGAAGAAAAGACAACGUUGAACCGGCAGGUUGUUGUACAAAAAUUUCAUCAGUUGAUGAAUAAAUAUUUUCAGGCUUGGUAUAACAAAUAUGGUGUAUAUACGGAUUAAAAGUAGUGGCUGGGAGUGCGACGAUGCGAAGAAGAUAUUUUCGUAGACGUGAAGCGGGAAUGUAUAGAACUCUUGAUUCAAGAGCUUCAAGAAUUGUGUUUAGCGCACGCGACGACUGGUAUGUCAGAACCCUAACACCGACGGGUUCCUCUCCCUCGGCGAACAUCAUUUCCGGUAAGGGUACGGUGGUUUCCUCCAGGUCUUCUUCGGAAAAAUCACGACUCCGUGAAGACGCCAUGUCGAUUACCAUAACUGUGUGGUUGAUAGAGAAGUGAAAAUGAAAUGCCUGAUGAGAGAUGAUAGAAAAUGAAAGGCGUACAAUACGAAGGAAACGAUAAAUAUAUUAUAAAAAGGGAUAGACAUAAAUAUAGGUUUUUUGCACGCUUUGAAAGUACAGUUUUAUUGUACCAAAGAUAUUUUCAUCUACAGUACAAAGCGUGUUCUACCGCCUUCUCCCGGUUGUCUGCACAAAGCGCCAUACUAGUUUUGUGGCCCUACAUCCUCCGUUCUCUCUCAUAGUAAGGAUACUGUCGGUAUUACCGAAAACUCAACAAUACGAUGCCCACUUACCUAAUUUACAUCUCUUCCAUGUAUAUCUAGUGCAAAAAUCCAUAAAGAUAUAUACAUUAUCGUACGACAUACUGACAAAAAAUAUUAAAAAUUAAUACUAUUAAAACAGAAGAACUAUGUAUGACACACUGAAAUAGUGAUUAGAAAAUCGACACACGACGCAUAAGCUUGGGGUGAUGUAAACUGCACAAAAGCGACAUACGACGCAGAAAUAAAUAUCUAAACAUUUGAAAGAAAAGUGUAGGAACGUAAAGAUACACGCGUGUCUCUCAUGCAGUACCAAAAACUCAUGCAAGACAAAAAAAAAACUAGAGGUUCUAGAAUAUUCUUGUUGGUUUCAUCGUUUUGUAUGUAAUUUAUAGCAAACAAGACCAAGUCGUCAACAAACAACAUCGUUCACUAUGGAUCGUCCAUUUUUCCAGCUUUCAAAUCAACCAAUCAUUCUCUCUUGCGCUAUAUAUGUCCUUGAACCAGAACACUUCUUCAACCUAAAAAGUAGUAUUUUGAAUUAAUCUGCAGCUUCAAAUCUAUCUCUCGAAUAUGUGUUUCUUUGAUAUUCAGCGCCAUCGAAAUUUGACGGUGGUGAAGAUGGAUGUGGCAUGGUGGAUGGAAGCGGCUCCUCCGCAGAUAAUUUUUCCGGAGAAGCCAUCAACUUGUCCGGUUCUUGAGACCAUUUUAGAAGAACGAGAGACCGAAAAAGACGAUCAUGAACAUGUUAAAGACGACGUUUAAUGACCAUUUGAUCGACCAUUCGUCUUGAUCAUAGAUAGACCUUUUGUUGUAUUCUUCUAUAAAUGUAUAAGACGAGAUUUUGUAUAUUUACAAAUUAUAUCAUAAAAUCUUAUGAUAAUUAAUAGUUAUUUUUUGGGGGUAAAAUAUCUCAUGAUA
This is a messenger RNA of Brassica rapa (field mustard), 1915 nucleotides long. RefSeq lists its product as uncharacterized. NCBI's taxonomy places the organism in Eukaryota, Viridiplantae, Streptophyta, Magnoliopsida, Brassicales, Brassicaceae. The record is from RefSeq and is a predicted model, not a curated record.